AAUGCACUAUCUUGUGUUUCUAGCUUUUUAGUGAUUCGUCACAUGAUUAAUAUACUAUACCGUAUGUAGAAAAGUGGGUGGUUUUGUGGAACUGAAUUAUUGAAAUACUAAAUAAUAAGAAAUUAUUUUCUGUGACACAUUUACACAUUUUAUAGGCAUUAAACAUGGCGCUCAACGAAGAAGAUGUUCAGAAACAGAUAGAACACAUGAUGGCUUUCAUUAAUCAAGAAGCAGUUGAAAAAGCUGACGAAAUUGAUACAAAGGCAGAAGAAGAAUUUCAGAUUGAGAAGGGACGUCUGGUACAAAAUCAACGUGUAAAGAUUAUGGAAUAUUAUGAGCGUAAAGAGAAAAAUUUAGAACUUCAAAGAAGAAUCCAACAAUCCAACAUGCUGAACCAAGCAAGACUUAAGGUGCUGAAAUCUCGCGAGGACCAUGUAGAUAGUCUUCUAGAGGAAGCAAGGAGACGUCUUGACGAGGUCACCUUAGACCAAUCUCGUUAUAGUCAAAUUUUGGAAGGGCUUCUGCUUCAAGGACUCUUUCAACUUUUGGAGCCAACAGUAGUUGUAGUCUGUCGGCAAGCUGAUGUAGAAAUUGUAGAGAGUGUUAUAGAUAAAGUAGCAGCAAAAUAUAAAGAAACCGCUAAGAAGGAUGUCAGUGUAACCGUUAGUAAAGAUCAGUUCCUCGGACCUAAUGUUUCUGGAGGAGUUGAGUUGCUGGCACAGAACAAUAAAAUCAAAGUUAGUAAUACGCUGGACAGCAGGUUAAACCAGAUCAACCAGCAGAUGCUUCCCCAGAUAAGAACAGCACUGUUUGGUGCCAACCCCAACAGGAAGUUCCUUGAUUAGCUUCGUAGAAUUUAUAUAUAAAAUAUUACUGGUACGUCUGGUGUUUAGCUUGCUUAAAGGUCAUGACCUUUGUACUUUGGAGAUUCUGGCUAAUAAUUCAUUUGGUGUAGAGAAUUAUUAUUGUUAGAAGUAAAUUAUUCAAUUAUGAAACUAUGGGUGAUUAUUGUUAUAAUUAGUAUGGUGAAUAUAUAUCUAUGUAAAAAUAAUCAAAUGUAACUUUGAUUAAUACAGUAUUAUAAUAAAACAAAUUAGAAAUACCUAAGAGUUUUGUUGUGAUUUUUGAAUAAAUCUUAAUUACAAAUUAA
Anneissia japonica is the source of this 1150-nucleotide messenger RNA. Its product is annotated as V-type proton ATPase subunit E-like. Bases 165 to 845 code for a protein of 226 amino acids. The record is from RefSeq and is a predicted model, not a curated record. Gene Ontology annotation, molecular function: proton-transporting ATPase activity, rotational mechanism. Gene Ontology annotation, biological process: proton transmembrane transport. Gene Ontology annotation, cellular component: proton-transporting two-sector ATPase complex, catalytic domain. Lineage: Eukaryota; Metazoa; Echinodermata; Crinoidea; Comatulida; Comatulidae. The transcript has 7 exons.